UAGCGCGAGGCAUGCAGCACCGAGCCUACCAACCCGUCCUUCCGUGCGGAAACAAAUACCUGCAGCUGAAAUGGGACAGGACCGAUUACCAAAUGCACAGGAGCAAGGUUAAAUAUGCAAAACCAGAAAUACGCACAGACGCGCCUCGAACGUUCGGUCACCUUCAACUCAAACUAAAAAAGCUGAAGCUUGAAGAAGAACGUAUGUCUAUAAUCCAACGUGAUAACAAAACGCUCCUGGACAAGAUGUCGGUCAUAAUGAGAACAACCGGACGAAUUGACAACAAAAACGAGUAUGAGACAAGAAGUUUGAGUCGCGAGAGGCGGCAGCAGGAACUGCGCCGCGUCACGCAGGAGAACCGGGAGAUCGGCGAGCGCUUAUCGCGCUGCGGGCCGAAGUACAGCACGCGGGAGUGGCACGAGGACUGGAAAAGAGCCGAGGGGUACAGGGACAGCAUCGCCCGCUAUCCCCGCGGCGCGACCCAGACUCCAAAAUCCAUAAAACAGACCAAGGAAGGAAAGGGGGAGAAAUCUGUUAAGAAGCGGAGCAGCCGCGAGAAAGCGGAAACUGACGAGCAGAAAGCGCCCGAUGCGGACACAUAGGACGCGGAGAUCAGAAACAGCGCUGAACACGACAGAAUCACCCAGGAGUGACAUAACUGCACAUGUAUAUGGAGGAUGGGGAAAAAAACAUCGCAAGAACGGCUGUUUUUAAUUGCACUGUAAAUGCAUAAUUGUGAAAAAAUUGGACAUUAAGUAUUAACUAAAGUAUUUGCCGGCUGACACAAAUUUUAGACAAACAUGGAACUUGGCUCACAGUCGUGAGUUGAGAAUUAUGUUUCUAUCAGACAUUUUUGACAAAAAUUAGUUAUGUUGUUUAUAGGUUUAUAUAUUUAUAUGUUUGUUUAUAGCCUACUGCAUACAUGUGUAUAAACUGUUUAAAAGGAUGAAAAAAUGCUGACUCUAAGAGUCUUAUCUGUGGCCCAUUCAAUCUUUCAAACUCUGUCUCAAAACCGCAGAUAGAACCAAAUUCUCAACUCACAAGAUGCAAAACGUACAGCCGAUAUUUACAUGUUUUGUCUUUUUAAAACCAUCAUUAUUAUUGUUUAUUUGUUCUCAAUUAUUCAGCUGCACAUAACUUGUGUGAUGAGGGCUACCAUUUCUUCAUAUAUAUUUCUUUAGCAAUGUCGGAGAUACUUUUACAUUUUAUAUCUUCAAAACCAUAUAUUAUAAACCAAUAUUUUGUUGAUGUAAGAAUGUCAAUAAAAAUUGAAUUGCUUA
Messenger RNA from Conger conger (European conger), 1280 nucleotides. RefSeq names its product CFAP97 domain containing 2 (gene cfap97d2). The coding region runs from base 12 to 602 and encodes 196 amino acids. NCBI's taxonomy places the organism in Eukaryota, Metazoa, Chordata, Actinopteri, Anguilliformes, Congridae. The record is from RefSeq and is a predicted model, not a curated record. The transcript has 5 exons.